AUGUCUACUGAAAUCAAGAACGUCAUGGUCCUCGGAGGUCGCGGAAAUCUCGGGCCAUAUCUCAUUAGAGCACUUGUCAAAGCAGGCUUCAGCGUUUCUGUCCUCAGCCGCACUUCAUCCAACGUCACAGACUCAAUGUUCUUGGAUGCUGCAGUUGUCAAGUCCGACUACACUUUCCCGUCUCUUGUUGACGUCUUUACGGGACAAGAUGCUGUUAUCUCUACCCUUUCGACCGCCAAUAUCGCAGAGCAAAAGAUCGUCAUUGACGCUGUUGCAGCUGCAAAGGUCAAGCGAUUCAUGCCAAGCGAGUUUGGGAGCGAUACAUCCGUCGAUGGUCUGGAAAAGAUGGCGCCUUUCCUUAAGGGGAAACAAGACGUUAUGGACUACGUUAAGUCUAAAGAAGCAGACGGGCUGUCUUGGACAGCGAUUUUCACUGGUCCUUGGAUUGACUGGAUGCUGGUCGAAGGUAAAGGACUACUUUGCUUAGACGUCAAGACCAAAACUGGUGAGCUUGUCGACUCAGGCGAACCAAAGUUCACCACUACGACCGCGUCACAGGUCGGCCAAGCUACAGCUGCUGCACUCCUCCGUUCAGAUAAAACCAAGAAUGAGUAUGUUCAUGUCGCAUCCUAUAAUACUUCUCAGAACCAAGUCAUCGAGGCUCUCGAGAGAAUGUCAGGCACUAAGUUCCAACUCGAGAACUUGGACAACAAGGACUUGUACGCUCGCGCAACAAAGCAUAUCGAGGAAGGCAAUUGGGGCAGAGGGUACUAUGAGCUGGCUACAGCAACUGUCUACAGCGAUGCGCCUGUUACAUAUUUCCCUGACAAAGCGGCUCAUUGGAUGAAAGUGCUUGGUCUGGCUCAGGACGAGACCUUUGAUGAAAUGAUCUCCCGUGUUUUAAAGACUGUUUGA
Molecule: messenger RNA, 915 nt
Organism: Fusarium fujikuroi IMI 58289
Lineage: Eukaryota; Fungi; Ascomycota; Sordariomycetes; Hypocreales; Nectriaceae
Product: related to 2`-hydroxyisoflavone reductase
Exons: 3
Coding region: 1-915 (304 amino acids)
Molecular function (GO): oxidoreductase activity
Source: RefSeq, a predicted model, not a curated record